Ctenocephalides felis (cat flea) is the source of this 793-nucleotide messenger RNA. RefSeq lists its product as uncharacterized. Bases 35 to 793 code for a protein of 252 amino acids. The record is from RefSeq and is a predicted model, not a curated record. Lineage: Eukaryota; Metazoa; Arthropoda; Insecta; Siphonaptera; Pulicidae. The transcript is spliced from 5 exons.
ACUUGCAAACCUUGUAUGUGAUAUUUGUGGCAAAAUGCAUUUUAAUAAGAUUUCACUGUUUGCUUUAGUGUGUUUUAUUCAGUAUGGAGAGAUAAAAUCAACUAUAAAUGAUGACAUGUUAGCCUUUUUUGAAAGACUAAAAAUGUGGAUGCCGUACUUGGAUUGUUUGGAAAAUGUAGAUUUGCCAGUAAUGGAACCUUUCUUUACUGAGAGAAUGGACUUUGAUCUUGUACAUGAGAUUGGAAAAAUGAAAGGCAAUUUUCAAAAUAUGACAAUACAUAAUUUAUCAAAAUACAAUGUUGAUUUAUUCAAUUUGAAUAUUUUAUCAUUAUCUGUGAAAGCUAACAUGUCAUUACCAGAAUUAGUGAUGGAAGGUUUGUAUGAACUUGAUGGCAAUAUUGGUGAUUUGAUUCCAAUCUAUGGGGAAGGAGAUUUAAAUAUGUCCUUACAAAACAUAACUAUCGGUAUUGUCGGUAAAUUUACGCCAGUUCCAUUUAGAGUAAGUGAUUUGAAGGUAGAUUUUGAUAUCGGAGGAUUUACGGCUUAUUUCGACGGUUUAAUGGGAGAUCCAGAAUUGGAAGAGACUUUUAAUAAACUUAUAAAUGAUAUUGCUAUGGAAGCUUUGCAUGUUCUAUGGCCUGAAAUUGAAGUUGGAAUAGUUGAAAUGGUUAAAAAGAUGGUAGCUGAUGCUGAUUUGACAGUGGGAGACUUACUUCAAUUUAUGCAAAAUAUAAAAACUUUAUUACCUGAAGAGGUACCCGAAGAAUGCAAAGAUCGACAUUUGUUAAAAUAA